AAAUUUACGUCAGUGGUUUAAAGAGUGUGCAUGCGCGUGCGAAUGUACUGCCGGAUCCGGAAACAUUGAGCUUGCUUCAAGUCAGUCGGCCAGUUGCAACAAAAAAUGGCGGAGGUCGACUUGAAUAUCGACAGCCUCAUACAAAGAUUGCUGGAAGUUCGAGGAUGUCGUCCUGGAAAAUCGGUGGUCAUGUCAGAGGCAGAAGUACGUGGCCUCUGUCUAAAAUCAAGAGAGAUAUUUCUUCAACAACCAAUACUAUUGGAAUUAGAGGCACCUUUGAAAAUCUGUGGAGAUAUUCACGGUCAAUAUACUGACCUUUUACGGCUUUUCGAGUACGGCGGAUUUCCACCAGAAGCCAACUAUCUCUUUCUCGGAGAUUAUGUCGAUAGAGGAAAGCAAUCAUUAGAAACAAUUUGUCUUUUGCUUGCUUAUAAAAUAAAAUAUCCGGAAAAUUUUUUCCUCCUCAGAGGUAAUCAUGAAUGCGCCAGUAUAAAUAGGAUAUAUGGCUUUUAUGACGAAUGCAAGCGCAGGUAUAAUAUCAAACUUUGGAAAACGUUCACCGACUGCUUUAAUUGUCUGCCGAUUGCAGCGAUUAUUGAUGAGAAAAUUUUCUGCUGCCAUGGGGGACUCAGCCCUGACCUACAGGGAAUGGAACAAAUCAGGAGAAUUAUGCGACCGACCGAUGUUCCUGAUACGGGAUUACUUUGCGAUCUUCUAUGGUCCGAUCCGGAUAAAGAUGUUCAGGGUUGGGGAGAAAAUGAUCGGGGAGUGUCCUUCACAUUUGGACCAGACGUAGUUUCAAAGUUCCUCCACCGCCACGAUAUGGAUCUCAUUUGCAGGGCGCACCAGGUCGUUGAAGAUGGUUACGAAUUCUUUGCGAAACGACAGCUCGUCACAUUAUUUUCCGCUCCAAAUUAUUGUGGAGAAUUCGAUAACGCCGGAGGAAUGAUGAGCGUCGAUGAGACUCUCAUGUGCAGUUUUCAGAUUUUGAAACCAUCGGAAAAGAAGGCAAAGUAUCAGUACUCGGGAAUGAACAUGGGCCAGGCCGUAAGGCCAUCAACGCCACAGAGGAACCCCACAAAAAAGAAAUGACCACUUUCGACUGAAUAUUCGGUGGAUUUUGGUGCAUAGCCUCAUAAAUUGGCGUUUUAGCUGCGGAACGCCACGCUACGGAUCUAUACAUAUACAGAAAAAAAAACUAAAGCAUGGAAUUAUUCUUUUUAUUUAUAAAAUUUACUCGGUAAGGUGAUAAGGACAAAUCUCACUUCCUACUUAUUAAUAAUUGUUUAGAGAUGUGGCUUCCAGCCUGCAUUUGUACACGAAGAAAUUUUUAAAAAAAAUUUCCUUUAUUUAUUUUCUGUUAGUAAAUUAAUUCUAAUUAGUAUUAAUGUACACACUCUCGCAUUUUUUGCUGAUUCAAUUUCAUUGAGUAUCGGGAAGCCACGUUUAUUGAUUAUUUGCAGAGCAUUCGUUAUUUUUUGAAAACAAGUUUCCUUAUUUAUGAUUUUUUUUUUUUUUGCUAGAAGUAAGAAAAAUUAUUUUUAGAAUAUUGAUAAUUGUUAAGAGAUUUUUUUUUGAACUUUAAAAAAAAUUUGUUGACGUGAGAUUAAUAUUAAAAUAAUGUAAGUAACUAUAGAGAAAUAUAUUUUGAGAAAAAUAGAGAGAAUGCUCUGUAAAUAAUUGUGUGUGUAAUAUUAUUACCAAGAGCGGUGAUAUUUUACUCGAACUCAGUAUUUAACGUUAUUGAUCAUACUGUAAAGCAUUUUGCUUAUCAAUAGUCGUAGACCUUUCAGUAUAUUUACUCUGUAUUUCUUUUUGUUAUUUAGCUUCGUUUUUUUUUUUUAAAGAAAAAUUUCCUAUUGAAACUUUUAUUAGGAAGAAAGUCUUCUUAGCCUACAGUAUUUGAAUAUUUUUUUGCAUUCUCAUCAUCGAUAAUGAGAAGGUUUUUCUUCUUUUAUUUUUUGAGGAUCGUAAGUAAGAUGAUUUCAUUCUAAAUAUGCGAAAACUGCUAUACCAGAGAAAUGCAUUGUUACUUGCAUCAAUUUUUUUUACGUAAUUUUGACCAAAAAAAAAAUAUAUUGUUUGGCAAUUCUUUUUUUCUAUUUGUUUAAGGAUUUAAGAUAAUGUCUUCCGUUCAGUAAAUAAUCUGAUCAGUUCUACGCACUACUAAUAUUACUAUUAUUACUACUACUAUUGUUCAUUGACAUUUCUGUUAUCGCUGAGCGCUUUUAAUCCAGGCAAUUUAACUUGGAAACUAUGAACUAUGACGCUAGCUUUAUUGUUAAUUGUUUGUAAGACUAAAGUAACACGUUUGUCAAAAUAAAUACACUGUGAAAAAUAUUAGAACUGAACAUAAUGCAAAAAAAAAAAAAAAAUUAGAAGCGAUCUAAGUUACAAUUGAUUUCACUGGAUAGGAAGAUUAAUCAGUAUAUUUAAUAUUGUUACUCUUAGUAUUUAGAUCUCUGUAUACCCUGGAAACUGAUUGAUUCCAAUCGUUUAUUGAGAGAGCUUCGAGGGUCAUGUUUUGACGUUAUUUUAGAAACAAGAUUAUUAUAAAUAAUUAUAUAUAUUUUUUCGUUGGAUUUGAUGAAACACUAUUAUUGAUUUUAAAAAGUCGACGCCCAAAGUCUGACAAAAUGUACACAGGGUGGCUUUUGAAAACAAAGAUUAAAAAAAACUUUACGAACUCUGAGUUCAAAUUUAUUUAUUUAUUGUUUUUUAUUUUGUAUUUAUUUUUUAUUUUCUUUACAUCUUUGCUUUCUUUUCUAUAACUGAUUUCAAUAAUAAAAAAAAAAGUAUAUUUUUCGUUAAAAAAAAUAUUUCGAACUCUUUAGUUAUAUAUAUAUGUAAUUUUACAUUAUUUAGAAUUAAAAAAAAAAUGAAAUAUAAAUGAAGUGGAAUUGUUUCGACAAAUUUUAUAUUUGUCGAUUAUAAUUGUAAUAAAUGACCAAAGAUAGAAAUCAGAGAUUAGCGACCAUUUUGUGUAAAUUUUGCAGCUUUGGCUAAAGGCAGGGCAAAGGAGGAAUUCUUCUGUGAUUCUCUACUUCGUGAAUAAAAAAAAAUAUAAGGGCAAAGAGAUGUAUACAUGCAUUACACGUGAGCAAUAAUUGUAAAGGGCACGUCUGCUGCUGAUCGAAAGUUUUGCCGUAUGAAAAGAUCGUUUUAAAUUAUGUACUAAUUAACUAGUGUAUGCGGCACACUCAUUUAAUCGCAGUAGACGCACCGAUUUGACAAAAAAAAAUUAAACUGUACAUCAUCAGAUGAUAAUAAACAUGUAUAUUGUUGUAUCA
Messenger RNA from Leptopilina heterotoma, 3290 nucleotides. RefSeq names its product serine/threonine-protein phosphatase PP1-beta catalytic subunit. The transcript is spliced from 6 exons. Gene Ontology annotation, cellular component: nucleus; cytoplasm. Gene Ontology annotation, molecular function: protein serine/threonine phosphatase activity. Lineage: Eukaryota; Metazoa; Arthropoda; Insecta; Hymenoptera; Figitidae. The record is from RefSeq and is a predicted model, not a curated record. Bases 106 to 1092 code for a protein of 328 amino acids.